AUGAGUGAAAGCGGAUGGAAUACAAUUGAUUCCGAUGCAGGUGUGUUCACGGAACUCGUUGAGAAAUUGCAAAUCCAGAAUGUGGAGAUAAAUGACCUCUAUGCCAUAGACACCGACUCGUUAAGGUCCUUGGACCCUCUUUACGGAGUGAUUUUCCUCUUCAAGUACGGAAAAGUCGACAGGGACCACGCACAAGAUGGAAACAAGCCAUUGACAGGUCAAUACGACCCUUCCUACCAAGACAAAGGCAUCUUCUUUGCCAACCAAACCAUACAAAAUGCCUGCGCCACCCAAGCAGUGUUGAAUGUGCUUUUCAACAAGGACGAGCUCGAUCUUGGACCCGAAUUGGCCAACUUCAAGGCGUUUGUGACAGGAUUCGAUAGCGAAAUGAUAGGGGACACCAUCUCCAACAGUGAAUUGAUCCGGUCGGUCCACAACUCGUUCUCAGCCCCCAAUUCGUUGAUCCUAGACUCGGAAAAGAAACCAGAAGACCAUGAUGACAAGAAUGACGGGUUAUUCCAUUUUGUGGGAUACUUACGGACCAACGGUCACAUCUACGAAUUGGACGGCUUGAAGUCAUAUCCCAUCAAACACACUGCAUGCGAGUCCAACGACCAAUUCUACGAGAAAUUGCCUUUGGUAAUCCAAGAAAGAAUAUCCAAGUACGACAUGAGUGAAUUGAGAUUUUCGUUAUUGGGCAUCACCAAUAACAAAUUGCAGGCAAGCAGAGAACUGGGAGACGUGGAAGGAAUUAAUAUAGAACUCAACAAGAGAGAAAUGUGGAAGAAAGAGAACGAGUUGAGAAGACACGAUUACACAGGCUUGAUUGUGGAACUAUUAAAGAGCGUGAGUCGAAACAGCACCGAUGAUGAGUGGCAAGCAUUAUUGAAUGAUGCCAGGAAGAAGGGCCAGCUUGAUCUUCUUGAAACCUAUGCCAAACGCGGAAUGAAGUAA
Suhomyces tanzawaensis NRRL Y-17324 is the source of this 954-nucleotide messenger RNA. It is a transcript of the gene YUH2, whose product is annotated as Yuh2p. Gene Ontology annotation, molecular function: cysteine-type deubiquitinase activity. The record is from RefSeq and is a predicted model, not a curated record. Gene Ontology annotation, biological process: ubiquitin-dependent protein catabolic process; protein deubiquitination. Gene Ontology annotation, cellular component: cytoplasm. The transcript has 2 exons. The coding region runs from base 1 to 954 and encodes 317 amino acids. Lineage: Eukaryota; Fungi; Ascomycota; Pichiomycetes; Serinales; Debaryomycetaceae.